CCGGCCGGGCGCCGCUCGCAACUACAAGUCCCGUCACGCUCCGCGAGGUCCUGCUCGCUAGGCUUCUGCAGGGAAGUGAGUGCGGCGAACAUGGCUGAAGACUGUUCGGCCGUCCCAACGUGCAGUGGGAUGGGUGGCCGGCAGGGCCCGGUCCCCAGCCCUGGAGGCUGCAACUUCCCAGAGUACGAGCUUCCCGAGCUAAACACGCGCGCUUUCCACGUGGGUGCCUUUGGGGAGCUAUGGCGGGGCCGUCUGCGCGGGGCCGGAGAUUUGUCGCUAAGGGAGCCUCCGGYAUCCUCGCUGCCCGGGAGCCGGGGGUCUGCUGAUUCUGACCUGGAGGAUUCCGCAGUGGCCCGGGAUCUGGGCUGCAGUCUGGAGGCAGCGGCCGAGCUAAGGAUGGUUUGCGGCCUUGAUAAACUGAAAUGCCUUGAAGAAGGUGAGGAUCCAGAAGUUAUUCCAGAGAAUACUGACCUGGUGACUUUGGGGGUUAGAAAGAGGUUCCUGGAACAUCGGGAAGAAACCAUAACGAUAGAUCGUGUUUGCAGACAAGAAACAUUUGCUUAUGAGAUGGAGUCACAUGCUAUGGGGAAAAAACCUAAAAAUUCAGCCGACAUGAUUGAGGAAGGAGAGCUUAUCCUGUCUGUGAAUAUCUUGUAUCCUGUUAUAUUUCAUAAGCACAAAGAACACAAACCAUACCAGACGAUGCAGGUCCUGGGCAGUCAAAAGCUUACCGAACUGAGGGAUUCGAUUUGCUGUGUCAGUGACCUCCAGAUUGGUGGAGAGUUCAGCAACACUCCUGACCAAGCUCCUGAGCACAUCAGCAAAGACCUAUACAAAUCAGCUUUCUUCUAUUUUGAGGGAACAUUCUACAAUGAUAAAAGAUACCCAGAAUGCAGAGAUUUGAGCAGAACUAUCAUUGAGUGGUCAGAGUCCCAUGAUAGAGGAUAUGGAAAGUUUCAGACAGCUAGAAUGGAAGAUUUUACCUUCAAUGACCUGAAUAUUAAGCUGGGUUUUCCUUACUUAUAUUGUCACCAGGGAGACUGUGAACAUGUUGUUGUCAUUACAGACAUAAGGCUUGUACAUUAUGAUGACUGCCUGGAUAGAACACUUUAUCCCCUUCUUACCAAGAAACACUGGCUAUGGACCAGAAAAUGUUUUGUUUGUAAAAUGUACACAGCUAGAUGGGUGACGAACAGUGACAGUUUUGCACCAGAGGACCCAUGUUUCUUUUGUGAUGUUUGCUUCCGAAUGCUCCACUACGAUUCAGAAGGCAACAAACUGGGGGAAUUCCUUGCUUAUCCUUAUGUUGAUCCUGGAACCUUUAAUUAAAAACAGGUCCAAAUAUUUAGAAAAAUGCUAAAUUAUUUCACUUAGUAUUUAUUCCAGAGUAUAUUUAUUUAUUGCUUUUUACUCAUUUUAAUUUAUCUUGUUGAAGAAGUACUUCAUAUAUUCUGAAUAUAUUAAUCUUUUGUCACAUACACAAAUUCUGAUUMUUUUCUCCCAAUCCAUGCUUGCCUAUUCAUUCUGUAUCCUGAGUGUUUUUUGUUAAUGAUAGAAUCAAUGAUACAUCAAGCGGUGGAAAUGUUUUGAAAAUUCUUUGAAGAAUGUGAUUGCUACACCUUCUACCAUGAGGCUUCCAAGGUURUAUUUAAAUUCAGCUGAAUUGUACAUUUCUUUGGAUGGCUGAGAAAAGACAUUUACCAUAGAAAUCAAAAACUGAUGAAGCCUGUAAGCCUAUUUCAAAGACUGACAGUGAAGUAUGACUCAUGGACUUAAUGCCACAUAUACAAUAUUAAGUUGAAUGAUAUGGUGAUGACAAGUACCUGUUUCUGGUAUGUCUAGAGGUGUUUUCAUUCAAUCAGUAGAGGAUCAGCAUAGGCAUAGAGAACUAAAGAGGCCCCUCCAUGGCUGCCUUACAUUGUGCCUAAAUUUUUACUUUCCUGUAUCCAGUGGUGCCAGUAACAUUGAACAGAUAGAAAAUUCUGCUGGAAAAUCAUAGAUUUAAGACAAAUGAGUGAUUUACCCACUUCSUAAAAGUCCACAGGUAAAAGUUAUUUUUAAUACUGCAUUUCUUACACGUCUUGCAUUAAUAUGCUUUAAUUUUCAUUUCAUACUCUCAAAACAGCAAGUCCCAGCAAGUUAAUUAUCAUAAUGCAUUCUUAUUUUAUCAUUUAUUGAGAAUGUUAUUCUAUUCUGAUAGUUGUUUCCUGGUGAAACUGACAAGAACCAGGCCAUACCACAAUUUGCCAAGUAAAUGGCCUGGUUCUUAUUUGAGUAUCCCACCAAGUUAAAAACAACAACAAAACACCCAAAUCAAAAACAGCCUUUCUUUAAGCUUAUUUCAAUCUAUUAAACACACCAUACUUUACACCAUGAAUUAUGAUAUAYAUCAAUGAAGAAAUAAGAAAAUUUCAUGAACUUAAUUUUGAUAUAAUAGAAGAUGCAUGCAAAAGAUCACUACACAGAAAAGCAGUUAACUAUUUCUUUUAAUAUUUUUCUCAGGCUUCAGAUUCCUUUAGGGAUAAUUAGACACUGCAGUUUUACUGGGGAAAGAUCAGUCAUUAGUGUUGGACAAUUACACAAGACAAAUAUAAACAUAAAAUUUUGCCUAUUAAUGGCUUCUUUAUUUCUUAAGGGUUAUCUAUUUCUAAUAAUCUCUGGUCAACUGAACAAUUGAGGGGGRAAAAAAAAAAAAGCCUUUGCUCUCAUCCAGAAUUAGAUAGCAGACCUCCUGCUGACCUUACAUCUUUAACCAGGUAAGUAUCUCACUAGAUACAAUAGCUGAGCCUUAAGUACUCUGAUCAAAUUAUCCAUACAAAUUCCCAGUCAGGUUCUCUGAUUCAAGCAGCUGAGAAACCUUCAGCAAUCAAUUACUCUUCCAAAAUGUUAUCCAGUGAUCAAAUAGCACAAAAGGUAUUGUUCAGAUUCUACACAUACUUUUUUUGGGGGAUGGGGGUUAACAACCUUAUUGAAAAUUAUCUCUUAGCUAAGGAAUUUAAACCAAAUAUUGCCAGUGCCUUAAAGGUCUUAUGACCUUUUUUGGCGAGUCCUGAGAGUGGCAGUUAUCCAUGAAUCACCUAUGACAAAGAAUAUUUCAAAGAAGGUUAACUGGUUAGAGCAAGGUGAGCCUUAUAUUCUCCAGAAGUUGAAUAUUCUGUGGCUUCUUGGUAAAACUAUAGAUCUGUUUGGGUCAUAGGAAAAAAGGGGAGGGAGAACAAAAAAAUAUAUUAAUCACCUUGUGCUUAUAUUUAGUUAACCCUGUGUCCCCAAACAGGAUCAAUAACCAGAUAACAAAAAAAUUAUUUCCUUAAACUCUUAAAACAGCAAAGAAGUAAUUUACUAAUGGAGUUUGAUAGAAAAAUUCUUUAAUCAAAACAAGUUUACACAUUUGACACUUAUGGCUCAACUAGAAUAAAUCUAAGUUAAAACUGUUAGGACAAAACAGAUGACUGGUGUAUAUAUAAUGUAAUAGCAGAGUUCCCUCAAAACAGUGGGUCUUAGCUCCAUUGUAAGACUUCUAAAAAGCAAAAAUUCAAUUAUCCAAAUAAUUCAAGUUGAAUAGAUGAAAAUAAUUAUCAAGAGAUCAAAACUUACAACACAUGUUACAAACACUGGUAUUAAGUCAUUUUCCCAUAUUCAUAAGAGUUUCAAAACAUAUCUACUACCUACCUAUUGAAAACCACCAACUGACCUAAUAUUUAAAAUAUCUUAGAAAUGCUAUCCUUUAGUUAACAGACUAUUAAAUUUUGUGUUAACAUUGGUUCUUCCGGAUUUAGUCCAUAUACAUCAAAAUACAGACUUGUCAAAUACUACCUUGGAGCAACUAAUAUUUCUAUUUUUUGUAAUCCUGUUACAUAUAUGAUAUAGAAAUGAAAAUACAAAUUCCCUUCUAAUAUAGCCACAUUUUCAAAUAGGUUUCUUUAUAUAGCAUUUAUUUAUAUUUACCACAUAAGCAUCAUGGAUUGACUUUUUUUUCCCAAUUAAAAAAAUACUACUUUGUGACUUCCUUAAUGAAUGUGACUWAAGACAUUUCUCAAAAAUAAACAUUUUUAGUUUUAGUUAUUAGUGCCUGUAAUGGAUCUUAAAUGGUUGAACUCUAAAAUCAGAUUCAUUCAUAUACAUAUAUAAUACCCAGUCUGUUCUCUGCAGGAAAGUCAUGUGCCUUCACUAAAUUCCCAGCCACAAAACUAAAUUAUCUUAACAUAAGUUGAACCUCAUAGAAGUCAGUUUGAUGUCAAUUGGAUAAAAAGGAAUACAGAUGAUACUGUUACAAAAAAGCAGAAUGGAGCACAAUGUGGACUGAUAUUAAAAUUAACUUUUGAUAAAAAAGGAGGGAGUGAGUACUUGUAUAGAAGUAACAUUUUAUCAACCAUAAAAAUGCUCAACUUCUACAAAACCCACAGUGAAAAGACAGUCUGUCCAAGAUUUGUAAAAACUAUGCACAAAACCCACAGUAUUUGGGAAAAGAGGAUUUAUACAAGUAGCAGUUUAAAAAAUGUAACUGUUUUACUACCAAUUACACAUUAACAUACACACACUAAUUGAAAAUAUGCUACAACCAUAUCUGGAAAAGCAGUUUUAACAUUUCUAAAUGGAUUACCCCCCAACAUUUACUGUAUAAUGUAGCUGUUAAUACUGCACAAGUACAAUAGCAAUAAUGUUUAAUUACUUUUAAACAAAGAUAAUGGGAUUAUCUCCCUCAAAACAAGUUGUAGACAUCAAAACCUAUGCUUAUAAAAAUUUAAAACUUUCAGCAAUCUAAAUAUUUCAAAGGAAAACCAUUACAAACUUGUCAAAUGUUCUUUAUAUUCCAGGUAUGUCAACCUAGUUAUCUAGUGUAGAAUCCUUCAGAGAUAUCUCAGUCUCUCUCUCUUCACCGGAUGGCCUAAAGAAAAAGGGGGGAAAGAUAGGUGUGACAACUGAGAUUAGGGUUUU
Urocitellus parryii (Arctic ground squirrel) is the source of this 4935-nucleotide messenger RNA. It is a transcript of the gene Snapc3, whose product is annotated as small nuclear RNA activating complex polypeptide 3. NCBI's taxonomy places the organism in Eukaryota, Metazoa, Chordata, Mammalia, Rodentia, Sciuridae. Gene Ontology annotation, molecular function: core promoter sequence-specific DNA binding; bent DNA binding; RNA polymerase II cis-regulatory region sequence-specific DNA binding. Gene Ontology annotation, biological process: snRNA transcription by RNA polymerase III; snRNA transcription by RNA polymerase II. The record is from RefSeq and is a predicted model, not a curated record. Gene Ontology annotation, cellular component: snRNA-activating protein complex.